Suillus clintonianus is the source of this 814-nucleotide messenger RNA. RefSeq lists its product as uncharacterized. The transcript has a single exon. The record is from RefSeq and is a predicted model, not a curated record. The coding region runs from base 177 to 677 and encodes 166 amino acids. NCBI's taxonomy places the organism in Eukaryota, Fungi, Basidiomycota, Agaricomycetes, Boletales, Suillaceae.
CGAAAGUUCUCAUUCACAGUCGGCUCAGGCUUCUAGUAGCGCUAGGCACGACGAUCAGAGGUCCGUAUCUUCGCCUUUGCGCCAUGAAGCCUCAGCUCAGAACGACUCGACACAGUCUUCUAGGCAAGCCGGAUGACCAGGCUUUUUCGAUGGCAUGAAUCACCGUUCCUCUACACAUGACCCCCGCCGCGCUGCCUCUUCUUCGAAUGCACGCGCACUUCUCGAACGCUUUUCAUCGCUCUUCCGGCACGCCCAGUCCAAUUUCGAUGGAGCAACCGAAUUCGAGCAACGGCCAAGGCGGACCAUCGUCUCUCGCGGACCUCGUAUUGUCGAAGUUGCUGCAGUACGGGACAAAAAGGUACGUAUUUCUUCGCGUGCGUUUCCCAUUGCCGAGCUCAGUGAUAUCUUGUCGGCCACUGUUUGUCGCUCGCCGGCCAGAACGUGACAAGGCGAAACGAACACAGCAGCAGCAAACUCAAUCGCACGGUCACACCCAGGCGUCAUUCUCACAAACUCAGCCUGCCACCAACUCGACCUCCGCGAUACCACCUUCUGAUCCAGGUACUGAUACUACCACAGCAGUUGCAGCACCCGCGCAGUCGCGGUCCCUCCCAUUGUGGGCUCGUCUCUUACUUUUCCUCUGUUGUGCAUCUCUCCCACAUGCUAAUGGGCAUUAAUACUGCGACGCAUGGACAACGAUCAUAUCAUCGCUCCUAAGUGGUUCUCUUGCAGUCUCAUCUCUCUUUUUUCAUUUAUUUUACCACUCCAUCAAUCUUAUUCGCUCGUCUGUGAGACUCGUGUACUGCACCGAUUA